GCCUUCUUCUUUUGCAUGCACAUAGCAAGCACACGCAGCACCAUUGUUUCGUGCCCCUUUAGUAGUCCUGCUCCAGUGCCUAUACCCUAGCUGCCUCUUCCCCUUUUCUUGUACAACCUCACUUACAAGUGCCAGCGGACAAGGAUGGCGCUGCCAGCAGCGAUCUCGUGCCUCCUCCUCUCCCUCCUCGUCGCCGUCAUGCCGCUCCCAGGAGCCGGCGAGGAGCGCGUGCGGGUAGGCAGCGUCCUCAUCAAGUGCUACGACCCGGAGCCGGCGGCCCUCACCAACGCCACGGAGUUCCGCGCCAGGCUGCUCCCGCUCCUCGCCAAGCUUCCCUCCGCCGCCGCACCCACGGGCUUCGCCUCCCUGAACUCCACCGGCCGCGCGUUCGUCCGGGGCAUGUGCUUCGGCCAGGCCACGGUGCCGUCGUCCGACUGCCUCCACUGCCUGUCCCUCGCCGUCAGGAACCUCACCUCCGGCUCCGGCUCCGGCUCCGGCUGCGGCGCGGCCACCCGGCGCGCCGGCAUCUGGACGGAGCGCUGCUACGUGGCCUACGCGGACACCAACGCCUCCUCCAACGCCGAGUACGCCUUCCGCUCCCGCGUCCUUCUCACCGGCAACGACGCCGCCCCCGACGCGCCGACAUUCUACUCCUACUACCUGCAUGCUUGGCUCCUCGCCAACCUAGCGCAGCCGGCGGCGCUGAGCGCGGCCGCCAACAUCUCGGCGCCGCGGAUGACGGCCACCGCGCACGCUGCCACCCCCGCGGACGACGCCGUGAGGAGCGCGGUGCACGUGCUGGCGCAGUGCGCAAGGGACCGUACGGCGGCGGAGUGCGCCACGUGCCUGCAGGACUCGGCGCGGGCGUUGGACUGGGACCUCGACGCCGACCGCCGCGACGGCGGCGUGGCUGCGGCGGUGGUGGGCUUCAACUGCUACCUCCGCUUCAACGUCUCCACUGCAGUGAAAACUUACCCUGACCAAGUAUUUCAGCUUCCUCUGCUUCCUCUUUACAUCACCAUUGGAAUCCUAGCUGUUCUAGUACUUGUGCUCAUUGCCGUCUGCCUGCUCUCCAGGGCUUAACUACAUAUCUGGUGAUCAGAGCAAGCAAGCUCCCGGCAACAAGACGCUGUGUUGAUCGUGGAUCUGUGCUUGUCUUUCCUUGUUAGUUACCCGUGUGGUUGAUCAGAAGAUCCAUGCGUAUCUCUGUUUAGUUUGUUCAUUUAUAUGCAUGUCAUCAGUAGCAUUCACUUUUAAUUGAUUCAUAUUUAGUAUAACUUUAUACUAAAUUAGAGUCAAUUAAAGAAAAACGGAGGGAGUAGUUAUGCAGUACUAGUACUCGCUACUUGAACCUAUAUCUAUGUGGUCAGUUAAUUAAGCAGAGAUGCAUAUAUUUAUGUGGUAUAUAAAUGGGGCGCCCUGGGUUGAUUUGAA
Molecule: messenger RNA, 1434 nt
Organism: Lolium perenne
Lineage: Eukaryota; Viridiplantae; Streptophyta; Magnoliopsida; Poales; Poaceae
Source: RefSeq, a predicted model, not a curated record